AAAAAUCCUGCAAAAAUGUCUCUGUACCCAUCUCUUGAAGACCUGAAGGUAGACACAGUUAUUCAGGCUCAAACUGCCUUUUCUGCAAACCCUGGCAACCCAGCAAUUUUGUCUGAAGCUUCUGCUCCCAUCUCUCAAGAUGGAAAUCUCUAUCCUAAAUUGUAUCCGGAGCUCUCCCAGUACAUGGGCCUGAGUUUAAAUGAAGAAGAAAUCCGUGCAAAUAUGGCCAUGGUCCCUGGAGCACCAGUUCAGGGGCAGUUGGUGGCAAGACCUUCUAGUAUGAACUAUAUGGUGGCUCCUGUAACUGGUAAUGAUGUUGGAAUUCGUAGAGCAGAAAUUAAGCAAGGGAUUUGUGAAGUCAUUUUGUGUAAGGAUCAAGAUGGAAAAAUUGGGCUCAGGCUUAAAUCGAUAGAUAAUGGCAUAUUUGUUCAGCUGGUCCAGGCAAAUUCUCCAGCUUCAUUGGUUGGUCUGAGAUUUGGGGACCAACUACUCCAGAUCAAUGGGGAAAACUGUGCAGGCUGGAGCUCUGAUAAAGCACACAAGGUACUCAAACAGGCUUUUGGAGAGAAGAUUACUAUGACUGUUCGUGACAGGCCCUUUGAACGGACAGUUACCAUGCAUAAGGAUAGUACUGGACAUGUUGGCUUUAUCUUUAAAAAUGGAAAGAUAACAUCCAUAGUGAAAGAUAGUUCUGCAGCCAGAAAUUGUCUUCUCACAGAACAUAACAUCUGUGAAGUCAAUGGGCAGAAUGUCAUUGGGCUGAAGGAUUCUCAAAUUGCAGACAUACUGUCAACAUCUGAGACUGUAGUUACUAUUACAAUCAUGCCUGCUUUUAUCUUUGAACAUAUUAUUAAACGGAUGGCACCAAGCAUUAUGAAAAGCCUGAUGGAUCAUACCAUUCCUGAGGUUUAAAAGUCAUGGCACAAUGGAAACUUCACUGAACUCCAGUUUACUUCUUGGGCAACUUAACUUCUUUAUAUUAUGCACAUGAAGCUUCCUAGGAGCCAGAGAGCAUAUGCUGCAUGAAGACCUUUCUAUCUUACAUUAUGGCUGGGAAUCUUACUGUUCUGAUUGGAUAUCUUGUUCACACUUCAAGAUCAUUGUAGCCUUAUCCUGGUUUUACUGAUGUGAAACUUUGGACAGAUUUUAACUGAUUUUCAUAGAGUAGUUUCUCUACUGGAAACCCGAUGCUUUUACAAGCCAUUAUGAUUAGAAUGACUGAUACAGGCUUAGCUCUGUGUUAGAACCAGUCACCUUUAUCUUACAUAUCAAGUAGUGCUGUUCAUAUUACUUUAGUUCUAUGGUAUAAUUGCAUUUUUAAUGUGUAACCAUAGUACAUGUAGAAUGACUGCUUUUGAUGUUUUUUUAGUUCUGUGUGUGUGUGUGUGUGUGUGCGCGUGUAAAAUACCAAUUAAAUACACUGGUUUCAUUCCAUGUAAGCAUUAUACAGUGUAUGUAGGUUGCUAGAGAUUGUGUUGAUCAUCAUUUAAUUAGAACUACCUUUACUUAAUAUGCUUCAACUGUCGCCUUAACUGUGUUAAGCAUCUAGAAUAAAAGCCAAAAUAUAACUAUUGCUGCCUUUCUAAAACCCAAAAUGCAGUUCUGUGUUAAACUGAAAUGUACACUAGCCCAGAACAAUGUAAUGGUACAUACUGAGCUAUAGCAUAGCUGCUUAGUUGCAUUUGAGAUUUUCUAGUCAGUUGUGUAAUGGAAAUUUCUUUCUUUUAAAACUUACCGGUAUUACUUUCUGAGAAAUGAUUCACUAUAUAUUAAAUGUAAAAAUUCUUAUACCAAAUAGGAUAAA
This is a messenger RNA of Mustela erminea (ermine), 1804 nucleotides long. Its product is annotated as syntenin-1-like. Gene Ontology annotation, biological process: positive regulation of transforming growth factor beta receptor signaling pathway. Bases 16 to 912 code for a protein of 298 amino acids. The record is from RefSeq and is a predicted model, not a curated record. The transcript has a single exon. Gene Ontology annotation, cellular component: cytoplasm; plasma membrane. Gene Ontology annotation, molecular function: syndecan binding. NCBI's taxonomy places the organism in Eukaryota, Metazoa, Chordata, Mammalia, Carnivora, Mustelidae.